AUGCUCUCUCUCCCACCUACUUCCAGUGGUCCCAGUGUACCAAGGUCUAAACAGUCCUUUACUGAUGCAUACGUCUUCAUUAUCGGCGGUGGCAACUACACUGAAUAUCAAAAUCUUAUAGAUUGGGCCUCUAGCGCAAACAACCCUGUCGGAGCUAGUGGAAGUAUUUCCAGUGGCUUAGCCGGCAGUGCUGCCAGCAGUGUUAGUGCUGUGGCCGAGGGUCUCGGCUUCGGAUCCUCCUCAUCUACCGGACGUACAGGGCUGACAGCCUUGGCGACUGGCGGGGCUUCGCGUCACGUUGUCUACGGUUGUACUGAGUUGUUGCGACCCACAGAGUUCCUUUCCCAGGUAAACAGGACUGAACCGGUUCUCUGA
Messenger RNA from Protopolystoma xenopodis, 375 nucleotides. The record is from the annotation of a GenBank genome assembly. Lineage: Eukaryota; Metazoa; Platyhelminthes; Monogenea; Polystomatidea; Polystomatidae.